CAUCAGAUCAGAGUUUUCACAUCACAGCUCAGGACCACAUGUUUUCAGAUGUCAACUGCAAACACCAAACGACUGGGAGGAGGAACCAAAACCUCCAAAGUGUCAAAGCCCACGGCAGCCAUCUUGAAAGAAGCCAUCCAGCUGGGUAUCAGUUAUGCAGUUGGAAACCUCAGCUCCAAACCAGACAGAGAUGUUCUCAUGCAGGAUUUCUCUGUGGUGGAGAGCGUCUUCCUGCCCAGCGAGGGCAGCAACCUGACUCCAGCACAUCACUUCCCAGAUUUCCGUCUGAAGACGUACGCCCCUCUGGCCUUCCGCUACUUCCGAGAGCUGUUUGGAAUCAAACCGGACGACUACCUGUACUCCAUCUGUAACGAGCCUCUGAUCGAGCUCACCAACCCCGGAGCGAGCAGCUCCUGGUUCUACCUCACCAGUGAUGACGAGUUCAUCAUUAAGACGGUGCAGCACAAGGAGGCCGAGUUCCUGCAGAAGCUGCUGCCUGGUUACUACAUGAAUCUGGACCAGAAUCCGAGGACGUUGCUGCCCAAGUUCUACGGUCUGUACUGCAUCCAGUGCGGCGGGGUCACCGUCCGCAUGGUGGUGAUGAACAACGUGCUGCCGCGAGUCAUGAAGAUGCAUUACAAGUACGACCUGAAGGGGUCCUCGUACAAACGCCGCGCCUCACGCAAGGAGCGCGCCAAGACCUCGCCCACGUUCAAGGACCUGGACUUCCACGAGAUGCACGAGGGCCUGCACUUCGACACCGACACAUACAACGCCCUGAUGAAGACUCUGCAGAGGGACUGUCGGGUGUUGGAGAGCUUUAAGAUCAUGGACUACAGUCUCCUGCUGGGGAUCCAUGUUCUGGACCGGAAGCCGAUGACCAGAGGAAGUCGCUGUGACAGCAGGAGAGGACAGAAGGUCCUGUACUCCACCGCCCUGGAGUCCAUCCAGGGGAACGUCAAGGACCCUGAGCCUGUGGCCGAUGACGACACAUUGGGCGGAAUUCCUGCCAAACACAAGGAUGAGAACCUGCUCAUCUUUUUAGGAAUCAUUGACAUCCUUCAGUCCUACAGGUUCAUUAAGAAGGUGGAACACUCCUGGAAAUCCCUGGUGCAUGAUGGGGACACGGUGUCAGUUCACAGGCCCAGUUUUUAUGCAGAUCGAUUUCUGAAGUUCAUGGGCUCGACCGUGUUCAAGAAGAUCCAUCCUCUAAGAGGAGCGUCGUCCAAGAGGAAGAGGAGUUCCCUGAAUGCAGCGAAGUCGGCGUCUCAAGAGUUUCUGUCCCCACAGAAGGAGGAGAGGCAGCAGGAGAAGAAAGCGCAGAGCUUGGACAACCUGGAUGGAAACUUUUACAGUUCCUCCAAACAACCAGACCUUCUGCAGAGAUCCGUCGUCUCCUUUGAGCCCAGUCGAGGCCUCGAAGAGGAUCCAGAAAACAGUGAAGACAGACGAGACUCCAGUGCAACCAUCGCUCUGGACGAUCCUCUCCAGUCCCUCAGCAGAAGCCAGUCAGACUCCGAGCUCGACGUCUACUUAUGAGUGACCAGCUCCCUGCUCCUGUGACCUUUGACCUCUGCAGUCCUGCGGCAUCAAGACACCAGGACGUCAGUAAUGUGACGUGACGACAGACGGUAACAUGUUCACGUCAGAGUCUCCGCUGUGCCUCUGUGACAUCACGAAUCAAACGUGUGUCCGAAUCACACGGUUUGAUACGAACAUGUGUGUGUGUGUGUGUGUGUGUGUGUGUAUCAGGAUCAUUGAGUUUUAAUGUAAAACACUAUCAAGCUGCUGCUUCUUCUCUUUUUCUACUUUGCUGCUAAUUUAACAAACGAGAAAUGAGUUUCAGUUCUUCCUCUACUCUUUGAUGUUUGAUCCUUUUGACUUUGUAAAUGUUCAUAUUGAAACUCCUCAGUGGCUGGAUCCCUGAGGGGAGAAACGCAAUCCUCUAAUUAUAAAGUCACACGUUACAGAAAAGAAUAUUUCACUGCUUUUAUUUCACAAUCAUAUAUUUAUAUAGAGAUGUGAGAGCGGAGAUCUCUCUGGUUUCAGGUGUUUAAAUGAAAAGAACCAGUUAAUUUCUCAAGAUGACUUCAAUCAUCAUUUAAAAAUCAUUUCAAUCU
Messenger RNA from Paralichthys olivaceus (Japanese flounder), 2120 nucleotides. RefSeq names its product phosphatidylinositol-4-phosphate 5-kinase, type I, beta a (gene pip5k1ba). Gene Ontology annotation, biological process: phosphatidylinositol phosphate biosynthetic process. Gene Ontology annotation, cellular component: plasma membrane. Gene Ontology annotation, molecular function: 1-phosphatidylinositol-4-phosphate 5-kinase activity. The record is from RefSeq and is a predicted model, not a curated record. NCBI's taxonomy places the organism in Eukaryota, Metazoa, Chordata, Actinopteri, Pleuronectiformes, Paralichthyidae.